Molecule: messenger RNA, 531 nt
Organism: Salvelinus namaycush (lake trout)
Lineage: Eukaryota; Metazoa; Chordata; Actinopteri; Salmoniformes; Salmonidae
Product: protein-cysteine N-palmitoyltransferase HHAT-like protein
Exons: 4
Biological process (GO): negative regulation of N-terminal protein palmitoylation
Cellular component (GO): endoplasmic reticulum
Molecular function (GO): acyltransferase activity
Source: RefSeq, a predicted model, not a curated record
AUGGGGAUCAAGGCAGCCCUGCCCAGAUAUGAGCUGUACUUCUAUAACACAGUGGUCUAUCUGGGCUUGUUGUGGGCUGCCAGCUGGAUCUUUGAUGUGUCCAGCGCAAAUGCAAACAGAAAGACGUUCAAGUCCAGCGUGACACCAGGAUGGUACUACUUCGGGAGGAGGAUGGAUACGGCUGACUUUGAGUGGGUGAUGUGGUUUUCUACGUUCCGGGACCACAUCCUCUUCGCCCUGUCUGGUCAUGUGAUCUUCGCUAAGAUCUGCUCCAUGCUGGCUCCACAGGUGGAUUUACAUCUGCAAAUCUAUCUGGGUCUAUCUGGGUCUGUCUGGCAUAGGUCCCUGAUGUACAUGUGUUAUGGUACCCUGGCGGUGCUGGUCACUAUGGGUUGGACCUACACCACUCUGAUCCUGUCCCACUGUGUACUGCUCUACAGUAUCUCUCUGGUUAAACUGCGCUGGCUCUGCUUCCUAGCUGGACUCACCACCCUGUCCACAUUCAAGAUGGAACCAUUCAUAUCCUGGCAG